Molecule: messenger RNA, 24497 nt
Organism: Podarcis lilfordi (Lilford's wall lizard)
Lineage: Eukaryota; Metazoa; Chordata; Lepidosauria; Squamata; Lacertidae
Source: the annotation of a GenBank genome assembly
AGGAAAGUGCUUUUCGGAGUCCUGGGCGGGCGCGAGCCACGGAGCUGCAGUUGCAGCAGUAGCGGCAGCCUGGCUUGCGCGCGCGCGCUAUUCAGAGGGGGUCCUUUAGCGGCAUCCGUCUCCCCACCCCACCUCCAAGUUCUGAUAGCCUUUUCUGUUCUUUUGAAAUUUUCAUUAUUAUUUUUUUAAUUUGGGCCAUCGCAUGAUUUGAACGCAGAGGGGGAAAAGGCAGGAUGUCUCGCAGGGCUCGCUGGUAAGUUGCAUUUGAGGCGGGGGGCGGGAAAAGAGAAUAUUGCAGCUGUUUUUGGAGGCAUCGUUUAGCGUGGGUUGGAAAGGUGGUGGGAAAUCCGUUCCCCGCCUGUUUUUUGUUCCUUUCUCUCCUCUCCCCCCACCCUUCCGCCCCAAACUGAUUGACCUACCGUCCACGGUAGUGGAGCAUGCACAGGGAUAGAUCUGUAAAAUUAUAUCGCGGAUGAUUUAUUUGCCGCGAUCUGAAAGGGAGAAAGCUGCUUAAAGCUGCUUUAAAGGUGCUUAAAAUGGCCCGCGUGAAUUUGCAAGGGCGGGGAGAGGAACUUAGCUCUUUUUUGCGCCAAGCGGUGCGGGAGGGAGAAAGGAAGAGCGUCACUCUGCUUUCCCUAGUGAUCUGUUUUGUCCUUUUUUCAUCAUCAUUGUUAGUAUUAAGCUGAUCCUUUUGCAAGGAAGAGCAGUUCGGUUAUGAAAGUGAUCGUGGGCCACAGUCUGGAGCGGGACCCCCCCCCCCCCCCAGAUCUUGUUUAGAGGCCUUCUGAUGCUAAAGCAAGGAGAGGAACUGAUAACGAGCUGGCAAAGACUGGGUGGUGGACCUAAUGGUUGUUAUAUGAGGACUGUCAGGUCCAACUACCAGGUGGGGGUAGUUGGGAAAGCUGUGAAAAAUCAUGGCUUAUGGCUGCAUCCUAAACUCACUUUACUGGGCGGUAGGCCCCACUGAAUUCAAUAGCGCUUACUUCUGAGUAGACACACUGUAUCUGUGAGGAGACUACUGGGAAUGUUCUGGCCAUUUAGGGUGCUGUGAGUUUGACCAAGCUGCGGGAGGCAGUGGAAGACAGGAGUGCCUGGCGUGCUCUGGUCCAUGGAGUCACGAAGAGUCCAAUAAACAACAACAAGAAUGAUGAUGUGUGAAAGACAGAAUGGCAUUACUUAUACUAUUUGGUGUUGCGUUUAUAGCUCACGUUUUCCCCAAGGUGUUUAAAAUGGUGUGCAUGGAUCUCCCCUUUCCCUGUUGAGCCGCACAGCAAGUUACCUGUGAGGUGCAUUAGGUUGGGAGACCAACCAUCAUGGUUGAGGGGGAAUUUGGACCCUGGUCUAGUCUAACACUCUAAAUAAGCACUGCACAUGUAAGUGGCCUAGAUGCCUGCUUUGGGGCCAAACUAGGGAUGUGGAAGGACGCGGAUGGUGCUAUGGGUUAAACCACAGAGCCUAGGACUUGCCGAUCAGAAGGUUGGCAGUUCGAAUCCCGGUGAUGGGGUGAGCUCCUGUUGCUCGGUCCCUGCUCCUGCCCACCUAGCAGUUCGAAAGCACGUCACAGUGCAAGUAGAUAAAUAGGGGAAGGUGGGAAGGUGAACGGCGUUUCCGUGCGCUGCUCUGGUUCGCCAGAAGCGGCUUAGUCAUGCUGGCCACAUGACUGUAGUCAUGCUGUAUGCCGGCUCCCUCGGCCAAUAAAGCGAGAUGAGCACCGCAACCACAGAGUAGGUCACGACUGGACCUAAUGGUCAGGGGUCCCUUUACCUUAGGGAUGUGGAACCUGUGGCCCAAGGACGUGGGUUGGCUUCCAGUUCCCAUUAACCCCAGCUAGCGAGGCCAAUGGUCAGGAGUGAGGGAGUUGUAGUCCAACAACAUCUGAGGUUCUUGGACUUACCAGCCCUGGCCUAAGCUGCUUUGCCCACUAGAAAUAUUUGUUCAGGGGUCUUUUUGAAUCCUUCAGUAAAAAUAUUCAUGAAUAUUCUAACUGGCUGAGAGAUUGGAUGAUGUUUUUACCUAGCCCUAGCGGCGGUGGUUUAAUUUAGUUUAUUUGGUUGGGUGUAUAUCCCACUUGAUCUUGAGGACUUGGGCGAGUCAUAUAGUGACUUGGUGAGUCAUACGGUGACUGUUCCAUCAAAACUCUGGCUACCAAAAAUAUGUUGGAAUAACAAUGUCGUGUACUUUGGUAAGUCUCCAGAGGGAGACAAUUCCAAAGAUCAGGACAGCAGCCGGAUUUGCAAACGGAAUCAGUGGUUUUGAAUUAACAUAUAAAAUUACCAUAUUUUUUGUUCUAUAACAUGCACCCGACCAUAACACGCACGUAGUUUUUAGAGGAGGAAAACAAGAAAAAAUAUAUUCUAAAUUAAACAGUGGAUGUAUGAGUUUUGUGGUUCAUGCUGUGGCCACAGACAUGUGAUCUGACAGUGAAUUUGGAGUAGCCCAAUGCAAAAAUCCUGAGGAUCCAUGUGGAUCCGUGCUUUGUAACCACGUUUUAAGUGGGGAGGGAAGGAAAAGCACUCAAGGGACAAGGAGCACGCGUGGGGUGUGUGGAGAAGGAUGCUGCUAAUAAUGCAGGCGAGGGGUUUAAGGGGAGAAGGAACACGCGUGGGGUGGGUGGAGAAGGAUGCUGCUAAUAAUGCAGGCGAGGGGUUUAAGGGGAGAAAAAGCACGCGUGGGGUGGGUGGAGAAGGAUGCUGCUAAUAAUGCAGAAGAGGGGUAUAAGGGGAGAAGGCUCCUCUCCCACUUUGCUCCUUUAAAGCAAGCAGGCUCUGCUUUUCUCCCUCCUCCCCGCUCAUCCCUGGCUUAGCGAGCUGAAAAACUUUGCUGCUAUGUAGCGAGCUGAGUGGGGAGGAGAGAGGGACAGAGAGCCUGCUUGCUUUAAAGGAACCAACCAGACAGGAGCCGCUUACACUCGUGUAAGUGGCUCCUCUCCUCUCCUGCUUUGCUCCUUUAAAGAAGCAGGCUCUCUGUCCCUCUCUCCUCCCCACUCAGUGGCUCUUCUCCCGCUUUGCUGUUUCAAAGCAAGCCACGGAGGAGGGAAGGAAGGGGAACCAUGGAUCCUCUGCUCACGACUGCAGCAGAUCCCCCCCCCCCCGCCACCCGUAGGCAUUCCCUCCAUAACACGCACAGACAUUUCCCCUUACUUUCUAGGAGGAAAAAAGUGAGUGUUAUGGUGCAAAAAAUACGGUAUAUAUGGAGCCUUCUCCCCCACUGCUUCUUGUUCUCUGUUUCUUAACCUUUUACUUCUGUCUAAAGCUGCAAUUCUGAACUCUCCUUACUUUCUAGUAAGUCCCACUAAAUGUCUUAUGAGGGCACAUGCUUACGGCCACUUAUUUUUAUUUUAUUUAUUGAAGUGUUUGUAAUCCGUCCUUUCCAUAAAGGUACAAAAGUUACAGUAAAAACAGUCAAAAACAUUAGUACUGAUUGGGUAAAAGGGGAAAUUCAUGUUGCAGCGGCCUGUCCAAACAAUAGUACAGUUUUCAGAAGUUACCUAAAAGCAGGCCUGGGUGGUUACUGCUGAAGGAUCGAUAGCUCAGACACUUAAUCUCAGGGUACUGGAUUUGAGCCCCAUGUUGGGCAAAAAGAUUCCUGCAUUGUAGGGGUUGGACCAACUGUACAAUUCUAUAGUUCUGUGAUUCUGCUGGUAGCAAAUUCUAUAGGGCAGGGCCUGCCACACUAAAGCCUCAGCCCCAGUGAAGUUCAGCUGAACCUCAUGGGUGCAGAAGAUUUUGGAGAUCGAGGUAGAGCAUAAGGAGUCCGGUCCUUAAACUACUUUGUCCUCAAGUUGUUUAGGACUUUGUGAAUUACCACAAGUGCAUUGAACCUGGCCCUGUAGCAAACCAGCAGAUGCAUGCUCAUGUUCACAAUGAAGGAAGUUUAAGUAUUUGUUUUUAUCUACUUACCUAUCUUUCUCCUUUGUAUUGUUUCAAUGGGUUCUGAGGUAUGGGCUGGAGAUUCUAGUCAGUGGUAGAAUAUGGGUGGGGGGGGUAAUUAAAAAUCUGUAAAGCAAGAUAGUUACAUGCUCUUUUUUCCCAUUUGCUUUUAAAUUUUGUUUGCAAUAGUGAAGAGCAAGAUCAAUUGCAUUACCAAGAUUCAGAUGCAUCUGAACGGCGGGAUAACAGAUGCAAAGUCAAGUGGUCACGUGAAGAGGUAUGUCAUGUGUAGAUUGUGUUGAGGAAAGUAGGGAUUGUGGCCUUGGGGAGCUUAGCUGAAUGGAAAACACUUUGUUGACGUGCGGUAUGUGCUACUUUGAAAAUCCUUACAUGGGAAUGGACUGCAUUAUUUGCCUAUUCCAGCCAUGUUCCUCUCUUCUCUCCUGCUGCUUUCCCUACUUUCAUGAGGACUAGAAACGUGCUUUUAAAUGCAAACAAGCCCAGACAUUCUCCGGAGGCCAGAGUUCUGUGCUUAAAGUAUUGCAUGUCAAAUUGUUGGAAUACACAUAGCAUUACUUGUCCCAAAUUGGCCAAACUGAGUGGGAAAAAAUAUGAACCAAUGGAUUUGUGUGUGUGUGUGUGUGUGUGUGUGUGUGUAUGUAUGUAUGUAUCUUGUUAAAGACUGGGCCUUUAUCACCAUCUUAGCUAUUGUGCCAUGACGAGAGGCUCCUGGAGCAACUGUGAAAUAGGCAUUCUGUCCCUGACAAAUAAGAUGGAGCUUAUUUGUCCUGCUUUCCGCUAUAGCACCCUGCUACUUCAGAGUGCAAGGGAUGCGGGUGGUGCUGUGGGUUAAACCACAGAGCCUAGGACUUGCAGAUCAGAUGGUCAGCGGUUCGAAUCCCCGUGACGGGGUGAGCUCCCGUUGCUCAGUCCCUGCUCCUGCCAACCUAGCAGUUCGAAAGCACGAAGUGCAAGUAGAUAAAUAGGUACCGCUCUGGCGGGAAGGUAAACGGCAUUUCCGUGCGCUGCUCUGGUUCGCCAGAAGUGGCUUAGUCAUGCUGGCCACAUGACCCGGAAGCUGUACGCCGGCUCCCUCGGCCAACAAGGCGAGAUGAGCGCCGCAACCCCAGAGUCGGUCACGACUGGACCUAAUGGUCAGGGGUCCCUUUACCUUACUUCAGAGUGCAACAUAAGACCUAGUUUCUAGCUAGCAGCUCUGUUUUCUGGGUGGCACAUCGAAGUAUUUGGAAUGCUGUGUUGAAGGUCAAACCUCUGUUCCUUUCCUUACCAUGCUAUAUCUCAUGAUGUCAUGGUGUCACGACUUCUGUUUUGGUAAAUUAUGUUAUUUUGUUCCUGAAAUACAUAACUUAGGUAAUGAAACAACAUACUGUAUAUGUUACUUGUGUGCCAAAGCUGAUGGCUUUGCUUUUUUGCAGGAUGAGCUCUUGAAUUCACUGGUGACACAGUUUGGACAUGACUGGAAGUUCCUAGCAAGCCAGUUUCCUGUAAGUGGAGUUUUUCAACAGAGUGGAAGGUUUUGCUGAUGGGGUGUUUUGGAGCAGAGAGGGGUAUGGCAGAGUUGCAAAAGAUCAAGCUGCUAGUUAAAAACAAACAUCUCUGCCUAAUACUUUUGGUUUCUCUUUAUGCCUGCCUUAUCAAUCUUCACUUUAGCAUGUACUUAUUUACAUUUGCUCAUAGAACCGCACUGAGCAGCAGUGUCAAUAUCGCUGGCUUCGGGUGCUAAACCCUGUCCUGGUUAAAGGCCCUUGGACUAAACAAGAAGAUCAGAAGGUAACUAUUUCUCAACAUGUGUCUCUUAUAGUUGAAGAAAUUAGAAUUCCAUCUUGCAGGUAGAAUCUCUCUAGAAUCCCAGUAUUUGAAAGAUCCUGCAGUAUUGGCUGCCGCUCUUCAUCUAUCAAAUACAGGGUCUAUUUUGUCCGUGGUACAGAUUCCUAACCCUAGCAGCUUUCUGGUAAGACUCUGAUUUGAUUCUUAAAUAUCCUCCUUAAAAACGCGCAGAGCACCAUGCUGUCUUAACUCUCCACCAUCAGCUGCUAUCCUAAGCUUGCAGUCCUGUGUGCUUUUACGAGGGAGUAAGUUUCUGCGAAAUAGGCUUGCACCUUUAGUAACUUGGUAAUGUUUGUUUGUACACUCCAUGCAGCCAUUGCACUGUCCUUAGGAUAAGGUAAUUCUGGUUGCUCGGUAGAAAUCGAACACGAAUUACCUUACGCUAAUGGAUGUUAAGUUGGGCAAUUGUGAAACAGCAAUGUAUUAAUAGGGUAGCAAGCAAAGAAACUCAUAUUAUUGUCUCAGUGUAACUGUUGAGCGGCGCUGCGGUGUGGGAUGGUGAGAUCUACACCCCCCCUCCCGCAAUUCAAUGACUGCGUGGAGCCUGCACACACACAACUACACACACUGGAUAUUCUCAACCCAGUUGGGAGCUCUGCUUUUGCAAGCUACCCAGGUUUAUUGAGAGAGCCAUUUGCAUGUAAUUGUACAUGCACAGGCUCCCUGCAGCUAUUCAGUUGAAUCCUACACUCUUGCACUGAACUCAGAAGAAUUUUUCUUCUGGGUAGAAUCAUAGAAUGAUAGAGUUGAACAUAUGCACAGUGAAGAGGGAUGCAGGUGGUGCUGUGUUCUUAACCACUGAGCCUUUUGGGCUUGCUGAUCAGAAGAUUGGCGGUUCGAAUCCCCACAAUGGGGUGGGCUCCCGUUGCUCUGUCCCAGCUCCUGCCAACCUAGCAGUUCAAAAGCACGCCAGUGCAAGUAGAUAAAUAGGUACCGCUGCGGCGGAAAGGUAAAUGGAGUUUCUGUGUGCACUGGCUUCCGUCACAGUGUUUCGCUGUGCCAGAAGCGGUUUAGUCAUGCUGGCCACAUGACCUGGAAAACUGUCUAUGGACAAACGCUGGCUCCCUCAGCCUGAAAGCAAGAUGAGCGCCGCAACCCCAUAGUCGCCUUUGACUGGACUUAACAGUCCAGGGGUCCUUUCCCUUUUCCCUUUAAUGCACAGUGAGGAUGGAGUCUGCCACCGUGAUCACACAGUGAUUAACAAUUCGUCCUUUCCCCCCUUAUGAGGUCACUGAAUUAGUGAAGAAGUAUGGCACAAAGCAAUGGACGCUCAUAGCCAAGCACUUGAAAGGCCGGCUGGGCAAGCAGUGUAGAGAACGCUGGCACAACCACCUGAACCCGGAGGUGAAAAAGUCAUCGUGGACAGAGGAAGAAGACCGUAUCAUUUGUGAGGCUCACAAGGUUCUGGGGAACCGCUGGGCUGAAAUUGCAAAGUUGCUUCCUGGGAGGUAGGUUCCUUACGGACCUUUGCAUUCUUCUGUCCCAUACUGGGAUGGAUCUAUCAAACAAGAAAAUGGAGGAGGUUGGUGGGUGGCCAUCUGCUUUGCAUGCAGAAGAUCCCAGGUUCAACCCCUGGUGCCGGGAGAAAGCCCUGUCUAGCACUCUGGAGAGUCACUGGCAAUCAGUGUAGACAUCAUUAACCUAGAUGGACCAAUCAAUGGUCUGACUUGGCCCAAGGCAGCUUCGUCUGUUCCUAGGAUGCUUCUCCUCUUGUGAGUCACUUUUCAAUGAUGUGUGUGCGCUUUCUACUUUACAGGACAGACAAUGCUGUGAAAAACCACUGGAAUUCCACAAUCAAAAGGAAGGUGGAGACAGGAGGCUUUCUUAGUGAAGCAAAAGACUCUAAGCCCCUCUAUCUCCUGGUGGAGGUGGAAGGAAAGGAAAGCCAAACUGCACAAGAAGUCGAAAGCCAGGUAUUGCAAAGCAUUUUUAUGUCUCUGAAAACUUUAUUAAACAGAGAAUAUAUUUAGGCAAACUUCCAGGUGAUAGUGCCACAAUAUUCUAUACAGCCUUAAAUUAAUUUGCUUUUUUUUGGUACGUUGGAAUAAGGUUGCAAACUUCGGUUUUACAUUUGUAAAGCAUCUUGCAAAAUCCACUCAUUUUUUUAAUCAGGGAUCCAAACGGCAGAUGAAAGCAGGAGCUUUCUUUGUAGUCAAGAUGCUGGUUUUGGAAUCAAUGAAGGCAGAACUGUUUGCAUCAUAACUGCUCAACUUCUUCUCAUUUGCAUUUUGUAAUCCAACAGGAGUUGGCACCGAAGCGUCAAAAUAAAUCUUUAACAACAUAAUCCUCAUAUAUCAAGAACUGGUCCGUGGGGUUAGGAUUGCGGCCUCAUUUAGAUGCUUCGGAAAUGUUUCAUGACUUUGUGCUUUUACUGUGAAGGGUGUGAUUUAGCACUGCUGAAUACUGUUUUGGACAUUGGCUCAUGAUUUUAUUCCCUGAUUUUGCAGCCUUGAUGCUCUUUGAGUGCAGCUGUGUACUUGAUUUGCUUUUAUUGUUGUUGUGUAGUAGUCACACAAAUCCUCAUUUGCUUUCCACAGCAAACCUUGUUGACAGACUGGCCUGUUCAGGCCUUGGAAAUAAAGCAGGAGGUAGCCAUGGAUGAAGAAUCUGUUGGCCUGCCAAAGCUGCCUCCUGAGCAACUCCCAGAAAGCCUGGCGGACGACAGUAUCGCGGGAGCAUCAGAAAACACAGUGCCUGACAGUGACCUGAAGGAAGUCUCAUCUCAGUACACAUGGGUGGUUGAAGCAGGCAGUUAUUUAUGCACCUCUACGGCCCCAGCUAUUACAGAAGCUCUGGACAUGAUUGAAUCUGUAAGAAGUGGAUUGAUGUCUAUUUUUGUAGUACGUUCAGGGAUGAGGAGUUUGCAUGUAGGCUUUGCUCAUCAUAGGGUCUUUUGUGCUAUGAUCAUAAUCACGUCAAGUUUACUUGUACAGUGGUACCUCUGGUUAUGAACUUAAUUCGUUCUGGCGGUCCAUUCUUAACCUGAAACUGUUCUUAACCUGAGGUACCACUUUAGCUAAUGUGGCCUUCCGCUGCCUCCGCCACGUGAUUACUGUUCUCAUCCUGAGGUAAAAUUCUUAACCUGAGGUACUACUUCCGGGUUAGCAGAGUCUGUAACCCAAGGUGUUUGUAACCUGAGGUACCACUGUAUGCCACUUCUCCUUGGUAGAGCCAUGCUCAAAGCAGCUCACAGCAACAUGCAGAAUAAAAUAUAACAACGUUUCAAGAUAAUGCUCUUAACAGUGGUUCCCUAUUAUCAAAGUGCUGUUUUUUUUUUGCAAAAGCUAAGCCUUGGACGCCCUACUUUUGAAAAUUUUGAUAUCUCUAUGGUAGUUUUUGUUACGUGAAUGGUGCCGUGAAACCCCUUGGUGGGUUACGCAGACCCCCAAUUGGGAACCACUACUCUAACAGCUACAACACAAUUUAAACACCAAUAUCAAUAGGGCCAACAAACAUCUCAAGUUAAUCACCCGCCCUGUGGAACGCCCUCCCACCAGAUGUCAAAGAGAAAAACAAUUACCAGUCUUUUAGAAGACAUCUGAAGGCAGCCCUGUUUAGGGAAGCUUUUAAUGUUUAAUGUACCGUAUUUUAAUAUUCUGUUGGAAGCCACCCAGAGUGGCUGGGGAAACCCAGUCAGAUGAGUAGGGUAUAAAUAAUAAAUAAAUAAAUUAUAAUUAUAAUUAUUAUAAUAAUUAUUAUAUCAUCACUGUAACAGUGACUAACUAUAAAAUACAAAGCAUCCAAACAGCAGCACAAACAAUCCCCUCCCCACCUUAUCGGCAGGGAAUUGGCACAGUGAGGGCGGUCGUAGUUGAGGUGUGAAAAAACUGCUUGGUGCAGCAAAAGAGAAUUUUCUUCCCUUUUCAUGAAUGUGGGGCCAUCCAUUGAUGCUGAAUGGGGUGGCAGGUUCAGGGCAGACAAAAGUGAGGCCUUCUUCACACAGCACAUAGUUAAACUAUGGAGUUUUUCUUCCAUGGCAUGGGGCGAUAGCCACUAUAGAGGCGGGUUAGGCAAAUUCAUGGAGGAUAAAGGCUAUCAAUGUCUACUAGUCAUGGUGGCUGGAUGCUACUUCCAAUCUCAGAAGCUGCUGGGGAACACGAGCAGGAGGUUGGUGUUGCAUUCAUGUCCUGCGUGCAGGCCUUCCUUAAGCCUUCCGUUGGCCACUGUGGGGAACAGAAUGGUUAUUAGAUAUCCAUUUGGUCUGAUCCAGCAGGGAUCCUUUAAUGUUCUUGGAAGCACUUUCCCUCCCUCUAGUUUACUGCUGGUUUUUAGUAUUUAUGACUGAGACAAUUUAAAACUGGCCUUCCAUUAUAUGUAAAACGAAACCCAGCUAUGCUGCAUUUUUUUCCAGUGUCGGGUAUUGAUUUUUGAAGCAAAGUUUGUAAAUGAUUGGGGCACAGGUUUUUUGCACUUAAGUUCCCAUUCAAAUCAAGAGGACUUACCGUAUUUUUCGCUCUAUAGGACGCACUUUUUCCCCUCCAAAAAUGAAGGGGAAAUGUGUGUGUGUCCUAUGGAGCGAAUGCAGGCUGUCGCUGAAGCCUGGAGAGCGAGAGGGGUCGGUGCACAGCGCGCCCCGGGCUUCGGGCAGGGAUCCGCAAGCCUUGGGAUCUGCAAGCAGCGCUCCCCCCCCCGCCAGCCCCAAAGAGCAGGUCGAAAGGAACCCAAAGCCUCCAGUCUUCGGGUGAACGCACCUUGAACGCACAGAACGCACCUUGUUUUAGAGGGGGAGAACAAGAAUUUUUUUUCCCUGUUCUCCCCCUCCUAUGGUCCGGUGCGUCCAAUAGAGUGAAAAAUACGGUAAGUUAGAUGUUAAGUUAGCUUUUCUACAUGAAUUUGAAUGGGAUCUCUGUGAAAAUAACUUGCUCCAUAUCCAAGGCCUAAGGUUCCAGUACAUAGCUCGUGCACUUGGUUUGCAUUGAAAUUGCUCAAAUCUACUUGUGCCAAGUUAUUCUGCCACCCAUUCUGCUCUGCCACAUUCUUUGUCUGCAGUUUUAUCCUCCCAAACGUUUUGACCUUUCCUAUUCUGGCAGGACCCAGAUGGUUGGUGUGAUCUGUUUCAAUUUGACCUCCCUGACUACCUGUCUACAAGUAACAGCAGCAGCCCAGAUAGGCAAACAUCCCUCAAGCCCUGCUCCACCUCGCAGAACGUGACAGAGUACCGUUUGGAUGGCCACACCAUUUCGGACCUGAGCAAAGGCAGCAAAGGCGAACUCAUCCCCAUCUCCCCUUGCACGGACAUGAGCUUUGGUACACCGCCUUCUGUGCUUAAGCGGCAGAAGAAGAGGAAAGUCGCACUCUCGCCUGUUCCAGAAGGGUGGACCAGUGGCAACCUCUCUUUCCAGGACUCCUGCAACAGCAUGACGCCUAAGAGCACCCCUGUCAAGACGCUGCCAUUCUCCCCCUCCCAGGUAUGGAGGUGCAAAGAGUGGGCAGCAAGAGUGAGUCAGUGACCGCCUUCAUGCAUGAAAUGUUAUCUUCUGCAAAUCACCCUUUUAUUCUUGAGUGAUGUCCUCCCAUUUAUUAAUGGUUCACUGGAGCUCACAUGGCUUUUAUAUGGAGAUUGCUCACUUGAGUUGGUAAAAUCAAUGGGAAGCAGACAGAAACACAAAAUUUGCUUUAGAGCCUGCUUUCUUAUAGUAUUUUUUUUUUUAAGUCAUGUUAGAUACUCUUCCUACACUUCCAUAUUUAAGUAUACAGCUUGGAAGACCUUUAUCCAAGAAAGAUCAGGGUGUCCUGGUCGCAUGACUUUUGUCAGAGAUAACACAGACUGCUUUAGACCCUCACUCUCCAGACAUAUUUUACAGGUCUUGGACCUACUUGACCACAGAUUCAGCCACUUGUGGUGGAGGAAGGCACAGCCUCCCAUGCUUCCUUAUGGCCAGGUGUUUACAACAUGGAAAACUGUCCUUGGUCAUAUUAUACUGAAAAUGUAAAAUCCAGGGCUCAGGAAUCGCCACUCAAAGCUGAAAUAGAUUUGAAAACCAAUCCGUUACUUAAUCCAAUUCAGCUGAUGUGUGUCAACUCUUCUAAUUUCCUUUCUUUGGCAGUUCCUGAAUUUUUGGACCAAGCAAGACACUCUUGACCUUGAGAACCCAUCUUUAACUUCCACUCCUGUGUGCAGCCAGAAAGUGAUAGUGACUACCCCGCUACAUAGAGACAAGACACCGUUGCUUCAGAAAAACUCGGUGUAAGUAUUUUCUUCCCCUCAUUCUCACUCCAGCGUGUAUCCUGUAGGCUUCACGGAUAUGUCUGGGCCUAGUGUUCAGUGUUGGGAGCACCUAAUCCUACAGUGACACCAGUGAAGCUACAGUGUUGUGGUCUUGGGCAUGAGGGACCACUGUGCGUUCCAUGCAAAUCCCACUGACCUUCCUUUAAGGAAGAGCAUGUGAGCUGGUAUUUUUUAAUUGUUUGGAUAUCUGUUUAUAUUGCUUGUAUGCUUCCCAGUAACAGUGUUGUCUGGGUAGCUUACAAUCAAGGAGGAAUUAGAAUACAACAGUUAAUCGACAAGUUACGAAAUCUAUAAGACCUAAAAAUUCCCGCAGCAAACCUCUCCUCUUCUGUGCUUUCAGAUUUGUGACACCUGAUCAGAAGUACAUCACGGACAAUACACCUCAUACACCCACACCUUUCAAGAAUGCUCUGGAGAAGUACGGACCAAUUAGGCCUUUGGUAUGUCUCUCUCUCUCUCUCUCUCUCUCUCUCUCUCUCUCUCUCUCUCUCUCUCUCUGUGUGUGUGUGUGUGUGUGUGUGUGUGUAUAGCUGUAUAGCUGUUUCGUGGGUCCUACCUGUAUUGCAUUCCAUUGUGCUACUGCUGGGACCGCAGUGCUAUACGUAAUUCUGGACCAAGUCCCCCAUCUUAAGCAAAAACACCAAGCCAGCAUUCAGCAGAAAAAUCCUUACAUUAGUAUAGAAUGAAAUGAUGCUUUGCAUGAAAAUUAAAAGAUUAGCAGAUUUCUAGACUGUAGGCUAGAUUCAACCUGUCAGGUUUUUUGGCCUGUGAGAUGGUGUUCUGCUUAUCUGAACAAUGUUGGUUUUUUAAUAGUUUAACAAAGUAGGUACAAAACAGCAGCUUUCAGUUUCAUUACGGCUCUCAGCAAGCCCAAGCACUUUAAGGCUGGCAUUUUAUUGUAUUUUUCUCUAUUAAGGAAUCAUGCGAUUUCCUUAUUUUUAGAUGUUGUCUUUUCCCUAAAUGGCUAUGGAUGCCAUAUCAGUCAAGCUGUGUAAUAAGGUUAUGGGGACUUGAUCUUGCCACCUUUUUUGGUUCUUCGUAAGGAGGAUAAAUAUCCGGAGGCUAUUGUGCUCCAAUAGUUCUAAGGCUCCUGCAGUUUUUCAGACGCACAGCUCUUCCCUCAAAGCUGCAUGCUGGGCUUUGCCGCUGUCUUUGAGCAUGUAGGUGUUCUUGGGGAAACAUUAGUCCUAAGAGAAGUGUGCCAUGUGAGUCCUUCCAGGUCAGGUUAGCUAAGAGCCAGUUUAGAGACACAGACUUUUGUGCGCUACCAGAAAGAGCCUUUAUCUAUGAUGGAGAUCUGCACAGUGGCUACAAAACAAUUUUAUGUUCUUGGCCUGUGCUACACAUGUACUGGUCACAUAUAUUGUUCAUGAUGGAAAGUCUGGAAGUGCAACUUUUUCUCUUCCUCCUGCAUCCCUAACGCCAGCCUCAAACGCCUAACCUGGAAGAAGAUUUGAAAGAAGUACUACGGAGCGAGGCUGGUAUUGAGCUGAUCAUAGAAGAUGAUGUAAAGCCAGAGAGACAGAAGAGGAAACAGGGUGUAAGUAUAUUGUACAAGUAUGAUCUGCAAGAAAACAGUGCAGUGUGGAGUGCUUCCCUUUAGGGUUUAUCCCCUGCUCAUCAAACCUUCAGUCAGCAUUCAGUGCCCAUUGAGCAGGCUAACUCCUCAUUGAGGUGUUUUUACCAGGAGUAGGUGGGUUCCUCUCAAGGGCGAUAUAGUUUCUAAAUACUUUUGGUACUUCUGCAAACUGCAGAGUUGCUGCAAGCCUUCUGACAGCUCCCUCUUGCGUGUGCAUAGAGCCAUUCUGGCUACAUGAGGACCAGUACUGGAUAAGUGAGAUAACUGCUCAAGUAUGUAAGAGCAGGCUAGGUCAUUGGGACCAUUAGGGUUCUGCAGGAAUUUGAUGCAUCCAGAAUGCUGAGCAUUUGCUAACAGUGUUGGCUGCACCCCCCCCCAAAAAAGUGUGCUGCAGCAUCUUUAAAAACUGGUAAUAAGAUAUUCAUUGUGGACCACAGCAGAUUCUCUUUCCCAAGCUCUAAAAGGAUGCAGUUCUUCCUCAGUUUAUAUUUGUCUACAAGCAUGAUAUUUUGUCUAUAGGCAUUGCAGCUAGCAAAUUCAGGGUAUGGUUUGAAGCCAGCUCUGUACUUCCCUGGUGCUGCAGUCAUAACAGCCAAUGCAUGUAUGUGGUCUGCCAGUUUGUACAUCAUUAUGGUGAAAGGCUGUAGCUCAGUGGUAGAGCACCACUGAUUUUCACGCAGAAGGGCCCACGUUUAAUCACUCACAUAUCUACGUAAGACAUGAAGAGACUCCUGUCUGAAACUCUGGAGAGCCACCGCCACUCAGUCUGGGCUGGGGAACCUGUGGCCCUCCGGAUGUUGCCAGAUUACUACUCCCAUCAUUCUCAGUGAGCGUGGUCAACGGUCAGGGAUGGUGGGAGUUGUGGUCCAGCAGCAUCUGGAGGGCGGAAGGUUCCUCACCCCUGGUGUAGACAGUCCUACAUUAGAUGAACCAGUUGUCUGACUUUGUAGAAGGCAGAUUCCUUUGUUCCUAUGUACCGUAACUGCAGAUAUAGUAGUAUGGAGUCUUCCUGACAGCUGUCAAUUGUGCUCAAAUGAAUUCGUUCUCCAUAACUUACUGGUGCCCCAUGAAGCUUUCCCAGUAGCUCCCUUUGUUCUAAAAUUAGUAUACAAUGCUACUUCAUCCCCAAAUUGUUGCCUACUGUUUUUUUGUUGGGACUUAAAUAUUCUUCUCUUGUCUUUCCAGAUGCACAGGAGUCCCAUUAAGAAGGUCAGGAAAUCUCUAGCCCUUGACAUUGUGGAUGAAGACUUGAAGCUGACAGUUUCCACCACGGCCAAACCUGUUUGCUUCAAAAGAUCUCAGGUGAGUCGUAAUCAGAUGGGUAGUGGUGAUAGUGGGGAGUAGUUUUAGUAACUAGAAACUCUUUAAGAUCAUUUUUAAAAACCACAAGUAUCUGGUCCUCAUUGUUCUGAAUAAAAAAGCUUGGAACAGGCCAAACUAUAUGAGACUUGGGGCAAAUAUCUCACAGGCGUUUGUGUUACCUUUGCCAGAAUGCAACCACAGUGGACUGCAGACUUCAUCAGAGAAGUGGAUGCUUCCUUCCCACAAAAUAUGAGAAACCCGUUUUGAUUGGAAAGAGGGUUAAGUCCCCCAUUCUGCACUCAGCGCUACCUGAAUCAAUUCUGCCCCCCACCUUCAGGUGUAUUUCAGUGAGGAACAAACUAGACAAGGCACUUUUGCUGUGUCUUGUCUAGUUUGGCUUUUGGAUGCCUCCAUAUUUUUUUUGUGGCAAUGGAUAUGCACUGAGGCAGGUCAUAGCUCAGUGGUAGUGCAUUAGAAUACAAAAUGUCUUAAGUUGACUUCCUUGCAGUCGGUCAGAGAAAAAACAUCUGCUGGAGAUUUUCAAGAGCUGCUUCAAGUCAAAGUAGGCCGUACUGGGCUUUGAUUGCCCAGAUGUGUGGACCAGUGGGCAGAGUUUGAAUUUUGAGACAGUAGUGAGGGUGCCAACCAAAAAAUGGCUGCCUUGGGGACAUGACAUAACACAGAAUUAAGAGAGUACAGUCAUUAUUGCUUCUCCUUUUCUGGAUUGUGGAAUGUACAACUGUGAAUGAAUGAAUGAAUGAAUGAACUUUAUUACGGUCACAGACCAGCAUAAGGAGUACAAUUGUGAAAGGCACAAGAACCCUGUUUUCUCCAAUGCCAAUCCUAAACCAAAGUGAAUUCUUAAAGAGGGCUUGGUCUUUAGCUUCUGCACAGUCUAUUGCAGAGUUUUCACAACACACUUAUUCACAGAAAACAAGUUCUAGGGAGUACCUGGUAUCAGAUGAACCUACCACAGGAACACUGCAUUCUGGUUGCUAGGGAAAAAGAAAGGGCAAACACUGGAGAUUCCAAGGAUUACUAAAAAAAAUCAGCCAGAAGCAAGGAAAGUGCAGUAAAGGGGAGGUGGAAACAGCAGCUCAUUAGGACCUCAGGGAUUUCUACCGCCAAGCAACUUGCUUAUCUAUCGCAGCUUUGACUUCGCUGACAGGUGGGAGCAACCAGGCUGACUCAUUUCAGAGACAUUUGCUUAGUGCAUUGCAAGUGCCUUCAGUACUAGAAUUUGGGAAUUCAAAUAAACGGUUUCCUUGUGAGGCAACCCGUGGUGGCACUCAUUUCUGCAAGUGGCAUGUUAGUGACUUGCCUGUCCACGCUAAUGAAUUACCUUGGAACUCUAGGUUUGUUUUUAAUCGAGACGAAUCCCAUAUGGCUUUUAAAAACAAUUGCUGAAUGUUUGACCCUCAUUAAUUCUGAUACAAUAAUCAAUGUUUUGCUUGCUAACGGGGUGCACUUGUGCAGCAGUACAAACCGGCAGGCUACGGCUUUUCUCAUGCAUGCUGUAAAACGGUUAGUCUCUGUAGAGUUGCAGCAAGGCUGCAUUUGGCCCAUGCUUUUAGCAACCAUACCGUGGCAGUCCGUCGAUGAGAGGCUCAGGUUGUUGCAGGUAAAAAGGGUGGUAAAAAUCUGCUGGGCGAUUGGCUCAUAAGAAAUGGGGAAAAUGGGGGGAAAUGCAAGAGAGAGAGAGAGAGAGAGAAAAUAAGAUGAAGCAAGUCUAGGAAUGGUGCUGAAAAAAAGAACACUUUGGAAGUUGGUAAAGCCAACCCGUUUCCUUGUGACAUGUUUACAGUGGAACCUUGGUUCUUUGAACUUAAUCCAUUCCGGGUGUCCGUUCGACUCCCGAAACCAUUUGAAAACCAAGGCGUGGCUUCCGAUUGGUUGCAGGAGCUUCCUGAACUCAAGCGGAAGCCGUGUCAGAUGUUCGGCUUCCAAAAAAUGUUCACAAACUGGGAUACACACUUCUGGGUUUGCAGUGUCUGAGAGCCGGUUUGUUCCACAACUAAGCAGUUCAGGAACCAAGGUAUCACUGUAUUACGUUAACAUCUAUAGUAAGGGGCAGCUAAUAUGAUGCCACCAAAGAAUUGAUGCUUUUGAAUUACGGUGCUGGAGGAGACUCUUGAGAGUCCCAUGGACUGCAAGAAGAUCAAACCUAACCAUUCUGAAGGAAAUCAGCCCUGAGUGCUCACUGGAAGGUCAGAUCGUGAAGCUGAGGCUCCAAUACUUUGGCCAUCUCAUGAGAAGAGAAGACUCCCUGGAAAAGACCCUGAUGUUGGGAAAGAUGGAGGGCACAAGGAGAAGGGGACGACAGAGGACGAGAUGGUUGGACGGUGUUCUCGAAGCUACCAGCGUGAGUGACCAAACUGCGGGAGGCAAUGGAAGACAGGAGUGCCUGGCGUGCUCUGGUCCAUGGGGUCACAAAGAGUCGGACACGGCUAAACAACAACAACAAAUAUGAUGCCUUCCAGGUCUUUUGAACUACAAUUCAUAUUAUUCCUGAUCAUUGGCCAUUUUGGCUGGGGCUGAUAGGAAUCUGGAGUCCAGCAACAUCUGCAGCGUGUCGUGUUGGCUACCUCUGAUGAAUCCAUAUGCAUUGUUGCCCAACUGCGCCCUUAGGUGGAACUUGUUUUGUGUGCUUCUGAUUUGUGUAUAUAUGCGUGUUUUCUCAUAAAUACAUAUCCCAUUGAGUUCAGUCAUAUUUAAUCCUGGUUGUGUGCUUAAGCAUUAUAGUCUAAACAUCUUCAGAAGCAUACUGCACAUUUCAUAGAAGCAGGGAUUGGAAUUUUGGAUUUGUACCACUUAAGACCAAGUAGGACAUUUUAUAUUGAAUGCUCCCUGAAAACACUUGCAUAUAACUUCUAGGUUAGUGAGUCAGAAUUUUUUUAAAAAUAUUGCUCUCCCCACUCCCAAAUAAGAUGAAUUUUGAAGUGUUACAGUGCAAUACACCCUCUCAUUUGUGUAACAUUUACACAAAUGUUGACUUUCACAUUUAUGAUUCUUGGAGGAUGGGAGACCUGGCUGCUCCAGCUUGUUCAUGAAUUCACUGGGUAGACUUGGGCAGCAGGCCUGUUAACAGAAUCCUGAGAUACUUAAAAAAAACAACCCCCCAGCUUAUUAGGGUCAGCUGUCAGUCAUAGGAUAGUGAGCUGGCAAAGGCAGGUGUAGUGGUUAGCAUGUUGGAGUUGCGUGACUUUAGCCUUGUGCAGAAUUACCUGGGAAUAUGCUCCAUCGAACGCAGUACUCCUGAUUGUACAAAAGCACUUUAGCCUGCUGAAUUGCAACCUUUGGCUUUUAAUUAAAAUGGAAGCAACCUUGCAAAUAAGUGUUGGCAUUUAAAUUGCAAGCACGUUUCAGGAACCCCACCCAAGGACAGUAUUCUGCUCAAUUAUUUUCCUCCCGAUUUCUACUGUAAAACUUGAAAACCUUGUUUUUCACCUUGUUCGCAAGAAAGGUCUUUCCGUUAUCCUGGUGCUCCGGCAGAUGAUGUUGCUCCUCCUCUGAAAGCAUCCUGGAGCUGCAGUUUCCUGUGGCCACCAUUUCUCUUCUACCCACACCAGUGUUCACACGACACACUACAUGGUGUGGGAGGAGUCUGUGAGGGUUCACACUGCCUCUCCUGGGCUUACCAAGGGGCUGUAUAAGAGCCAGGCUUAAGUCCAAUCAACACAGACAGCACAAUUUGCUAAGAUACCCAUAUUCUAACCUGCCAAAAAUGUUCAAGUAUUUCUCCACAUGCAUUGUGACGAGAAAGUUGAAACCAUUGGGAGUCCGUAGAAGCUACUGUUUUCUGCGACCAGCAGGCAACCCUAUCUCUUACCCUUCCAUCAUGAUAUAAAUGGUUGUGGAUUUUUUUUGGGGAAAACUGCCCUUGUUCUAUGACUCAUUUGUGCAGCGAUUGGAACAAUACGCACGAUACUGUUAUCCAUCAGCCGUGUUGCCUAACCUCCUUGCCGGCAGGUGUCCAUGACAAUUAACUAUGGAGUAACACCAAAGGUUGAGUUUUUCCAUUAUUCCACAGUAAUAGUUACAGAGUUUCUUAGUCACAGAGAGCCACUGCCGAAUAUGAUGCUAGACUGCACAGCAUUAGGCUAUCGGGCUUAUUGUUCUGAUCGCUGCCCCAGUGAUUGAUUACAAAGUCCGCUUUUUCUCUAGGAAACUUGCACCGUGACAGAAAGAUAAGAGAAACUUGAUUACAUUAAACAUUUGCUUCUUUGCCUGCUGCCGCCGCCUCCUUUUUCUAAAAAGAGGAUUUGGGAGGGAAAUGAAGCAAGUUAAUCUCAGCAAUGCCAUUGGUUGUAACUUUCGUUUUUCCCUUUGGUUGGUUGCAGUCUGUGAACUUCCUUCCGCAGUCCCUAAACCUCUCUUUGUCAAGCAGCAGGAAUGACAGCAGCUUGCUCAACAGGGGGUUUGUGCAUGUGAAGGCAGAGAAGGCCCCGUCUUCCAAGAGAAUCCAAAGCAAAUUCAGACCUCCUCCUCUGGUAAGCACAGUCCGUUGGGGAAACUUUGCAGGUGCCACAGUUAUGGAGAUUUGAGAGACUUGCAGUACCAGAACCUGCCAUCUCCAUGAGCUUUGUGAAUGUUGUGCCUUGCUCAAGUGCCAGGCAACAAGGUUGUAUGCCUGUUAAUGAUUUUGCAUUUCUUAAAUGAAUUAAGGUCCAUUGUGGAGUUUAUGAAGAAUUGUGAUGGUUAAUUUUUCCAUCAUUUGACUAGAGUCUGCUUAGUCACUAUUUCCCAUAUUGUUGUGUACAAGCUUAAAACAAAAUCACCUAUGUGAGCCAGUGUGGUGUAGUGGUUAAGAGCGGUAGAUCCAUAAUCUAGGGAACCGGGUUUGCGUCUCCGCUCCUCCACAUGCAGCUGCUGGGUGACCUUGGGCUAGUCACACUUCUCUGAAGUCUCUCAGCCCCACUCACCUCACAGAGUAUUUAUUGUGGGGGAGGAAGGGAAAGGAGAAUGUUAGCCACUUUGAGACUUCUUCGGGUAGUGAUAAAGCGGGAUAUCAAAUCCAAACUCCUCCUCCUCUUCUUCUUCUUCUUCUUCUUCGGAGGUGGUGUUCAGUGAACCUUUACUCAGAGUAGACUCACCGAAAUUUGAGCCCAGAAUCUAGGUUAUAAAUAAGUGGGCGGAGUUUUUAAAACAAAAUUUUGUUGAUAAAGAAUCAAGUGGGGUUGGGGAGAGAGAGAGAUUAUCCUCCAGUCCCAGGUUCCAUCAAUAUUAUUUACCAUGGUAUUUUGUGUGAGCCUUCUAACCUUGCUGAAAAGUUGUUUUCUUAAAUUGAUGGGCAUAGAAGCUGCUUAAAAGUUUGUGGUGAGGCACCUGAAAUUUCACAGCAAAUGAAUAACUUGUAGCCCCAAUUGUGACACUGACUCCAGCAGUAUGAGUCUUCGGGUUCCCUGCUUUUUGGAGUGGUGCCACUGGGGUUAACCACAGAUGACCACCGCCAGAUGUAAUUGUGGUUGUCAUUCUGCGAAUGUGGUUUUGCCCAGUCACCUGACUGGCUUAUUUUUAAUGGUCUUGAGAUUUUCAGUCAUUAAUCUUUCCUGGCAUUGCUACAGCAGUUAAUGCAUAAUAUUCAGGGAAUGGGUCUUAGGAAUGUAGGAAGUUGCCUUAUACAUGGUCAAUCCAUUUAUUCCUUUUAUCUUAGGGUCCUUUUUAGCUGGAGAUGUUUGGGGUUGAAUUUGGGACCUCAGCCUGUUAAGAGUAUGCACUUGAACACUGCUUGCCCCCUCCUGCUUCCCUAUCCCAACUCUCACCCUGUGCAACACUUGAGUAAGCUGUACAACUUCUUGCCUGGCAGGUUAUGCCUCUGAAAAUAUGAUCCAAAAUGAGUGAACGUCCUUCUUUGAAGAAAUUGUGCAGUUUGUUCGGAAUUCAGGAUUGCUUUUCAAAUUCAGUUUGUGUGUGUGUGUGUGUGUGUGUGUGUGUGUUUGUGUGCGUGUUUGUGUGCGUAAAGUAUGCAGCCUUAUAACAGCAAAGAGCCUGCUUUGGAGACAGCGAAGGAAGAGAUACAGCACUGGUGUCUAAAAUCACGCCUUUAGUGGGGUGGGGAUGGGGUGGGCAAGUGAAUGUGGCUGGGCCUAUUGGGACUUGGGCUCCCAGGAAACACAUAAUUAGGGCUAUCAAUACAGGGCAAUGUAUCCAACAAAGCAGUUCCAUUAAUGUAAGAAUUUCAGUUUGCACAGCAGAACUUAUGCAUCCCUAGUGCCCUACACUGAUCUGUUCUGCAAGGUUGCUGGAACUCCCAGAACAGUUAAAACUAUGGAAUUGCUUCCCACUGGAGGCAGCGAUACCUGUGGAAUUGUAUGGCUUUACAAGAGGAUUAGAGAAAUUCAUAGAGGUCAAGUCUAUUGAUGGCUAUGUUCGGCCUCCGCUGCCAGAGGCACUAUGCCUCUGAAUACCAGCUGCUGCGAAUUGCAGGUGAGCAGAGUGUUCUUGCUCACAGGCUUCCCACAGGCAUCUGGUUGGCCACUGUGGGAACAGGAUGCUGGACUAGAUGGGCCCCUGGCCUGAUCCAGCAGGCUCUUAUGUUCUUAAAGGAUUUAGGGGGCAUGCGAGGAAAGGAGAUGGAGGGGAAGCUCUAUUGUGCAGUGAAAAGCCCUUGCAGCGUUUCCCAAACUUGGGCCUCCAGCUGCUUUUGGACUACAGUUCCCAUCAUCCUUGACCACUGGUCCUGCUAGUUGGGAAUGAUAGGAGUUGUAGUCCAACAACAGCUGGAGACCCAACUUUGGGAAACCCUGCUCUAACAAAGCUACCUUAUGUUGGAUACAGCCCUGGGACAGUAGACAUUACAUGGCUUAAACCCACUGAAGCCUUUCAAGUAAACCCACCCCACCCCCCAAAAUUACUAGUCCUCUAUGCAUUUAAGUUCUUUGUAGCACAUCAGUGGUCAAUGAGAAGUUCGGGGACUCAUUCUCAACUUUUUACAAAAGCUUCCCUAUGGGUUCACCUGAGCCAAUUCUGACUCCUGAGUGAGAGGCUAAUUCACAAAACUGCAUCAAGAAGCUUUCCCCAAAAGUGUGCUUGCUUGCUUAUUUUCUCUUCUCUUCUCUUCCUUAGAUGUCCAGUGCUUGGAAAACAGUGGCUUGUGGUGGUUCCAAAGACCAGCUGAUCAUGCAAGACAAAGCUCGACAGGUCUUGGGCGUGUUGAAACAGAACCACACAUCACGGACAUUAAUCUUAUCUUGAAGAACUCUUGUAAACUCUUGUAGCCAUGGGUGGAGGGAGGGAGAGGAAGAGAACCGAACCUGGAAUGGCAUUCUUAUACCAGCUCCUUCUUUGUGACUCCUGAGCUUUACCAUAGAUGUCCUUGUUUUGAUUUAUUGCUCUAAAUUCUGGGUUCUAAGCAUGAUAUAGAGAACAAUGUUCAGAAGAGAUUUUUUUUUUUUUUUUAAGUUUGGCAACAGCCCUGCAUUAAUUGAGCUGAGACAUUCUCACUUCCCUUGAGAAACCUUCUCUACCUCCCUUUUCAUUUUGAUAAAAAAGAAUCAGUUGGUUUGCAAAGAGGGACAUAAGAGAAGUGAAUCAAUUCACGGGGAAGAGAAAGCCCUGGACUUUUGGAUUUGGUUUUGCCUUCUUUGAGUUUCUUCAAGUGUAAUUAUGCUUAAAGUCCCUGCCCAUUCCAUCUGGCUCUUUUGGAACUUUUGUCUGAUGGUAACGGGCAAAGGGAUUGAAAUGGAAGGAAGAAGAACUGCUAGCAGUUGGAAAUGUCUGCAAUACGCUCUUUAGAUUAGACAAACUCUGUGAACUGGGAUGUGGUCUGUUGCACUAUGUAAAGGUAGGCAUCAAAACAUCUUCUCCAGAGUAUUGCAGUCUUAAGAAUAUCAAAAUCACUGCCUCCAAAGAGGUACACCAUUGCCUCUUACCCUGAUCUGCUAUUGCUUGCAUAUGAUGUUGUGGUUUGCUUCUGAGUAUUUUAUAUUUCCAAGUCCACCAGAUGGUGCUGAUGCCAAUCUUUUCACUCCAGCUCUGAUAUAAGGAAAGGUGCAGGCUGCUUGAAGCGAGCUGGUCUGCUCAGUGCUGGGAGAGUUAAUCGGCUUUAUCCCUUCACAACUGCUAUGGUAAAAGGAGCUUUUGCAGAGAUCUGUGUAAAUCACAUGUGAGUGAAAGUCUGGCUCAUACCCCUUGAAAGAAAGCGUGUCCUAGAUAAGAUACGUCUCUGUCUUGCAGUACUUGUCUUCAGUCAUGUUAUAGAUAGGUUCUUCAAAGCACUCUUACACUUUGCUUCAGAUUAGUUUGAUGUAAUCCCCGGGAAAGCAAUUCAAACAGAUCUUCCCCAGUGUAUCAACCUUUUCCUUUUAAUGGCCUCCACUAACCAGGCCUGAGCUGAAACAACAGAGGCCAGAGAUUAAUGUGGUUCUGUGUUGUAUACUUCACAGCACUUCAUUGUCUAGGGCUUUGUAUUCUUCCUGGGUAUAUCAUGAGUUGUGUUGUCAGAUGAAUCUUGCAGAAGGAGACAUUGUGAAAACUGCAUUGUUAACUGAAUCAGUUCUAGAUGCCUAAAAUGAAUUGCAAAUUGGUGACCGAUACCACAGAUUUCCAUGCUUCCCAACCAUCUGAUGUAUGCUAACAGCCACUUCACACAUUUUCGUUUUUACAGCUAUAUAGAUGAAUGACAAAUAAGUUAGCAAAUGCCUGCAUCAAACAGGUACACUAGGCAGGAAGUGGUGAUUGGCUGUGGUCCCCAUUGACUAACCAAUGCUUGCCUUUGCAUAAUAUGUGAAAUAAUCCUUGCAACCAGUGUAGUGCAUUGAUUUAGAGGACAAUCUGGGUGUAGGAAGUCUAGUUGUAUAAGAGCAGCUCUGCUGGAUCAAACCAAAGGCCGGUCUGGUCCAAUAUCCUGUAUCCCAUAAUGGCCAAUCAGAUGCCUCUGGGGAGUCCACAAGUAAUAUAGUUGUUUCUGAGCAACUGGGACACAGGCAUGGUUUCUCUGAUUUUGUAGGUACCAUAGCCAUCAUGAUAAGUAGCCAUUGAUACCUCCCAUGAAUUGAUCUAAAACCCCUUUAAAGUUGUCUAAAUUGGUGGCCAUCUUCGCAUCUUGUGGAAGUGAAUCCCAUAGUUUAGCUAUGGGAUUUGUAGCUCAGUCAGAAGUGCUUGGACAUUUUAAGUGUGCAUCUACAUCCUGCACCAGAUGGUGGGUGCUUUAAUGCACAUGUUUGGACAAAGAAAAUGGAUUUGACCAAUGCCUCUGCAACAUGUGCUUAUGGAGGGCGGCAUGUUUCUCUUAUCUCUCCAUCGUUCAGUCUUUGAAAUAGCACUUUAAGUCAACCUGUGCUGAAGAGCUUAUUGGAUCGCUCUGGGCAAGCAAGACCCCGUUUCUCAGCCUAACCUGCCUCAUGGGAUGGAUGAAAGACAAACAGCGUGGCUUUGAAUUUUUUUGGGGGAAGGAACUGUUAUGAAAGUAAGACUACUUCGUGGGAAGAUGUCACAGUUCGUUCCGAUGUAAAUGCCUGUUUAGAAAAAACAGGUGAGGUUUUCUUGGUGAAUAAUUAGUAUUAUUUUUGCUUUAAGAAUUUAUCUUUCUUAGAACCACUCAUGGCUAAAACCCUAAAUAAAUUAUCAUUCAUUGUAAAAAGUGAGGCCGAUUUGAUUUGGAGUCUGCUCUAAAUUAAAAGAUUAUGAUGAAGGUAUUAAAAGCCAUUUCUAAUCCCAUAAAUCUGAUUCU